Procambarus clarkii (red swamp crayfish) is the source of this 598-nucleotide messenger RNA. Its product is annotated as pro-resilin-like. Lineage: Eukaryota; Metazoa; Arthropoda; Malacostraca; Decapoda; Cambaridae. Gene Ontology annotation, cellular component: extracellular matrix. The record is from RefSeq and is a predicted model, not a curated record.
CACUCACUCACCCUCAACAUGAACACUAAGAUCGUCCUGGUGGGCCUACUGUGUUUGGCGGCCUUAGCUUCCGCUGACAGACGGCCCUCAUUCUCCUACGGUGCUCCCCAGGAAUCCUCGGAAGAAUCAUUUGAGUCUACGGAAGCUAAAUACAGCUUCAACUGGGCUGUUGAUCACGACCCGUCAAGCAACGACUUCGGUCACCAGGAGGCCCGCGACGGUGACGACACUAAGGGUUCAUACUACGUUCAGCUUCCGGACGGUCGUCUGCAGAAGGUGACUUUCUUCGUGGACGGCGACUCAGGCUACGUGGCCGAAGUCUCCUACGAGGGCGAGGCUCGCUACCCGGAGUCACAAGAAUCUCGCUCCUUUGAGUCCUUCGAGUACGCCCCCCGCAGGCCAGUGUACGGCUAGAGGACCUCUGUGGACGCCCUCUGCAGGCCAGCUAGAGGACCUCCAGAACCCUUCAGGAGUACCUCCAAUGAUCAAAAAUAUAGUCGAUACUCUUGAAUGGUUUCUGGUGUCAUUCUAGGCAAUUAUCAAUAUUGAGUAUUUAUAUAUAUAUUUUUUUUGACAACUGUAUUUCUGUGAAGUUCAA